Dibothriocephalus latus is the source of this 270-nucleotide messenger RNA. Lineage: Eukaryota; Metazoa; Platyhelminthes; Cestoda; Diphyllobothriidea; Diphyllobothriidae. The record is from the annotation of a GenBank genome assembly.
GCGUCGCCUCGCGUCACCGUCGCCUCACCGAAUUCUCCUGUCCCGAUCAGAUAAAGUGCGUCAACUUUGUCCGUGAGGGCGACUGGCUGGCGGUGGGUUGCGCCAACUUCUUCCAGCUUUUCAAUCUGUGGGCCGAUGGCACAAAGGAGGUGCUUCUGGAACCUUCCUACCUGGAUCUGGAUCCAUGUCUGCACAUGUUUCGUCAAGACUGCUACACAGCACAAAUGGCCAUUCCGUUGAGCUACGAGGAAUUCCUCCUUGUGUUUGACC